Messenger RNA from Durotheca rogersii, 1202 nucleotides. RefSeq lists its product as uncharacterized. The transcript is spliced from 3 exons. The record is from RefSeq and is a predicted model, not a curated record. Lineage: Eukaryota; Fungi; Ascomycota; Sordariomycetes; Xylariales; Xylariaceae. Bases 234 to 1121 code for a protein of 295 amino acids.
CCUAUGCAAGUCAAGUAAGGAAAGAGCUCUCUAUCUAAGGUGAAGUCUGUCAUGGCUCGUCUCAACCUCCCAUACCAAUACUCCCGUGCGGCCAUCAUCGGUCAUCGAGUCCCACACCAUCAUCAGCCUCCCCCCGGAACAGAAGUCCUCCUCUAGCCGUCGUUGAAUUCCCAUCUAGGCACCCACCCAUUCCGUAUUAUAAGGAUCCCUAGGGUCUAGAGCCAAGGGCCGCUAUGCCGAGGGGAGGAGUCAAAAGGAAGGCGGUUGUCGAACCAACCCCGGAUGAACUUGGCAUCCCGCUGGGCCAGCGCGACGGAUCUUCAAGGAUUAAACCGGACAGCAAAACCAAACGACGGUUCUCGCGCCUCGAGGAGCAGGAGGAAGACGGAAGCCCAACAGGUGGCCGGCAUGCAAUGUCCCCACCGGCUUCCCGCCACCCAUGCUUACUUGAGUAUAGAACAUUUCAGCAUUGGGCUGAUAUCUUGGAGGCAAACGUUACAGCGGAAGUCACGAGAUCUGGCAUGUUCGUAAAAAGCUUCGAGGAAGAGGUUAGGAAGGAAACAGAGAAAGUACGAGGACGUAUGAAAGAGCAAGAUGAACAGCUCGCUGCUGAAAAGAAACAAUUCGUCGUGAUUUUCGAGGAGCUUUACUCGGCCACAGCUACUCCUUACCGACCGCCCAGCAGGCCCAAUACAAGGUGCGACGGCAUUGGCAAGGAGGGCCACGCGUUAUACGCAAACGCCCAAGCCGUCAUGACGGAAAGCCACGCACUACUCAAGCAUUUCAAAGAGACAGACGAGCGAUCCGGGGCAUACAGGAUCGACUUUCCUGCUUCGAAGUGGAAGCAGGAUAAGCAUGAGAUAAAGGAGCUCCUUGCCCGCGGCCGCGAGUACGGGGAGAGACUUGUCGAAGAUCAACUCGCUCCAGAUACAUACCAGGCCCCCAAAUUCGAUGCAUGCAAGGCGAAUGAGGAAGACGACGUAGCCUUGGGGCUCUUCAAGGAAGGCCAUAAGGCGUCGUACGAGGAUAGCUGGGGCAUGGUGGCCGUGGAUCAAGUCAAGAGACUCACAGCUGUGGCGAAUACAAUUCCGUUGAAAGGCUUCGAGCAAACCAGGCCCUAGAUCGGAGGGGUCACUAUAUUACGUACCUACCGGUUAGAGAUGGAGAUGUAUAGCUCCGGUGGGAAUAAGUAGGAUGAGCUA